CGACCAAUUAACCUCUGACAUUCACAAUUCAUGUAGUUGUAAAGAUACCAUAUAUUGUAGGGUCGUGGUGCAUUGCCGAGAAUUGAUAUAUUUUUUGGUUGCUCAUUCAAAUCUUCACUGCCGCUGUAAUCUAUCGCCGUCUUUCCAUCUUUAUUCUUCAGUACCACCUAAUCCUAGAAAUCAUGAAUGGAGUUGAAAAACUAACCCCACUUUCAACUUACACCUAAUCCUAGAAAUUGUCAAUUGCCAUCUCUGAAGUUUCUGCAGCUGAUUCCAAUUCUCAAGAUUCGAUGGACACUAGAGCUGACUCUAGUUUGAAAAGCGAAUAGUAAGUUUCAGCCCCUCCGGUCGGCGAACUGAAUCUUGUUCCACAGUUUGGUGAGACGAUACGUGGCUCACAUGUCGUUCGGUGAGGUGACGAUCACUUAAGAGGACGUUGCGACACUGACCGGUCUAGCGAUCGACGGUGAUGCCGUCGUAGUAGACAUACCAGACGAGGAAUGGGGGGAUAUGUGUCUUCGAUUGUUAGGACGGGCUCUUACUGAUCUUGACGGCGGCGUCAUUAGGAUUGCUUGGAUCAGGGAAACUUUCGAUCAGCUACUGCUUUCGGCAUCACCAGAGACUACAGAGCAGUUUGCACGAGCUUAUGCUCUGUCUCUGAUAGGAGGUGUUUUGUUCCCCGAUCGAUCUGGAGGUUCAGUCCAUCUGCAAUACCUAUUUUUGGUGGAUGAUUGGCGCAAGGCGGGGAGGUUUGCCUGGGGAGCAGUUGUUCUAUCCUACCUGUACCGUGAAAUGGGUAGGUCGGCGUUGCAGAUGACGAUGUCUUCUUCUCUUGGUGGUGACCUUGGUGGAUGGUUCGCCUUGCUGAUGCCUUGGGCGUGAUACUGUACCAGAUUUAGACUCAGAGGAGUAGGAGCUUCUAGAUGGUGAUCAGGUUUUUCGGACAUCGAUGUGGGCUUAUGAGCAGUAGCUUCGAGCGGGAGCAUCUGGUGCACCAGAUGAGCAGGUUCAGUCUCAGGUGGAUGAGAUGUUCGGUACACAGGAUCAAGAUGAUAUAGUGGUGGGAGAUCAUCCCCAGCAUGAUGAUGGUAGGCCUUCACGGAACAGGAGGGCAGCGAGGUGUGGUACUGGCGGCCAUCUUGUUACACCCUGAUCUUGCUAAAAGUCAAAACGAAUAUCAUACCCUCGGAGAAAUUUGUCAAAUUUCAUCGUAAUAUCGAUGAGGAGUAAAAAUGCGAUCCCUCGGCUCAAACCGUGUCGAGUUUCGAUAUAAAAUGAGAAAGUUAUG
Molecule: messenger RNA, 1288 nt
Organism: Linum trigynum
Lineage: Eukaryota; Viridiplantae; Streptophyta; Magnoliopsida; Malpighiales; Linaceae
Source: the annotation of a GenBank genome assembly